Messenger RNA from Photinus pyralis (common eastern firefly), 483 nucleotides. Its product is annotated as cytochrome c oxidase subunit 5B, mitochondrial-like. Gene Ontology annotation, cellular component: mitochondrial envelope. The coding region runs from base 52 to 405 and encodes 117 amino acids. Gene Ontology annotation, biological process: mitochondrial electron transport, cytochrome c to oxygen. The transcript has 2 exons. The record is from RefSeq and is a predicted model, not a curated record. NCBI's taxonomy places the organism in Eukaryota, Metazoa, Arthropoda, Insecta, Coleoptera, Lampyridae.
CCGGUGUAAUUCGCAGCAAUCCGCAAAACAAACUCAAUAAUCUGUCAAGCAAUGGCAUUAAUGUGCGUCAAACGUUUUAUUCAACAAAAGACCAUUUCGAAUGUUCGUACUAAGGUAAAAGUAACGUUAGGCCACCCGUUGGACGUCGCUACCGGCAUUGAAAAAAGAGAACUGCUUGCGAUCAUGGCGGGCAACAAGCAUCCCUUUGACGAUGUUGGGAUGGAACGUGGCCCGGGUACCAAGGACUGUCCAACGGAAAUACCAUCCGCGUAUGACAAACGUAUCGUCGGUUGUCGUUGCAACGAGCACGUUUCGAGCAUUAGCUACAUGUGGCUUCACCGAGGACAUCCUAAACGCUGUGAAUGUGGUUAUUGGUUCAAGCUGGUUUACAAAGCACCCGUCUAGUGCUUUACUUUAAUCCGCAAUAACGUUGCUGUUAUACUUCAAUAAAAGUUAAAUUGAAUAAAAUUUUCGCCAAUUCAA